Messenger RNA from Zychaea mexicana, 363 nucleotides. RefSeq lists its product as uncharacterized. Gene Ontology annotation, molecular function: oxidoreductase activity. The record is from RefSeq and is a predicted model, not a curated record. NCBI's taxonomy places the organism in Eukaryota, Fungi, Mucoromycota, Mucoromycetes, Mucorales, Lichtheimiaceae. The transcript has a single exon. The coding region runs from base 1 to 363 and encodes 120 amino acids.
AUGAGCAAGCAGGAACAUGUAGCGCGGGUACUGGAAUACAUUCAAGAACUCCACGGCUUCAUUGUACUAGAGCAGUACACAGGAAACUAUGCACGUAAAUGUUGGAAUCUAGAUCCUGCAGCCGGCGCAGCAUGGGCAGAUCCGUCCGCUGGUCAGCGCACGCUUUUUAUUCCUUCGUAUCUCAAGUACGCCCAAGGGCUAGUGCAUAUGGGCGAGCAUACAGACAUCAAACAAUCCUGGAUCAGUUCAGCAUUGCACUCAGCACUUAGGGGUGUCGCGAUGCUCCUUGUUGAGCACGGGUAUAUUAGCGAGGCAAGGCAGCUGGCUCGGCACUGGAACGCGACGUCUUGGUUGUGGAUAUAA